Messenger RNA from Funneliformis caledonium, 789 nucleotides. The record is from the annotation of a GenBank genome assembly. NCBI's taxonomy places the organism in Eukaryota, Fungi, Glomeromycota, Glomeromycetes, Glomerales, Glomeraceae.
AUGUUUCUUAGUGUAAGAGAAGGCACCAAGGUUUCUGUUUUAGGUUCUGUUGUAGCAACAGUUCUACGAGUAGCACCAGGUAAUAAUUACUGGAUAAUUUGUCUCAAUUCGCAACCAGAAAAUGAAAUUGAGAUCUCAUCAGGCCGUAUGAAGUUUGUAGCUUUUUCCACAACUAGUUCAGAUACCGAUCAAAAUAUGGAUGACGAAAAGAGAACAAGUGAUAGCAAAAUGGAUAGUGAAACAGAUAUUUUAAGUAAUACUAAUGAUAGUUCUGAAGAUGGAGAAGUCAUAAACGUUAUUGUACACAUUGCUGAUAUCUCUAAAGCAACACCCAGACAAUUUUUUAAGCAGUUUAUGCCUGUUGAUUUUAUAAUGUCAGUGUGGAGUGAUUUAACAUGGAUAGAAUUUAUAAGAUUUAUUGGUAUUUUAACGAUUAUGACGUAUGUAAAAUAUGCUGAUAUUUGCGAUUAUUGGUUCAUUAAACAAGAAACAGCUGGAGUUUCACUGGCAUUUGAUAUACCAGCAAAUGAUGAUCCCUUUCAUUUUGCACAGCAGUUUCACGAUGAAUUUAACGAAAAUCUUACAAAAGCUAUCCUACCUGUUGAUAAAAGUCCAUUUCAACGAAAAAUACCGAGAAAGCCGCAUCCAAUUGGAUGUGAAUUCAAAACUCUUGCAGAUACUCAAAUUAAUUUGUUCUUAAGAUUAGACCCAGUAGAACCUUCAGAAUGUGCUAUAAAAAAAAAAUUUUUGGAUCAAUACCCAGCAACUGUUGCAUCUAUGUUAAGAUUA